AUGAUUGACGACACUGCGCCACUGGCGUCGCUCUCCGUCACCCACGUCUACUAUGACCCAGAAGACCCUCUCUCCCUCCUCUGCGCCUACCUAGCCCUCCUCCCGCAAGCCCUCUGCAUAGUCUACACGACCCUCAUCCUCACGACGCGCGAGGUCGAAAUCGCACUCAUGUUCCUAGGCCAACUGGGCUGCGAAGCGCUCAACUUCCUCCUCAAACGCCUCAUCAAGGAGGAGCGGCCGCGCAGAAUCCACGGCAAGGGCUACGGCAUGCCCAGCUCGCACGCGCAGUUCGUCGCCUUCUGGAGCGUCUCCCUCACGCUGUUCCUCUUGCUACGGCACAGGCCGCAGACGCAGGCGCCGCACGCAGGGCACACUCGGUCGUGGACGGUGGUCGAGCGUGCGGGCAUAGCUCUCGUGACGGCCGUGGUGGCUGGGCUCACGGCAUGGAGCAGGAUAUACUUGAAUUACCAUACGCCCAGGCAGGUUAUCGUGGGGAGCGUGGCCGGCGUGGUGAUUGGGCUGGGGUGGUUUGCUGUGACGGCGGUGGUGCGGCGGACGGGGCUGCUGGCGUGGGGGCUGGAGUUACCGAUUGCGAAGGCGUUGAGGGUGCGGGAUCUGGUUGUGAGUGAGGAUGUUUGCCAGGCUGGGUGGGAGAAGUGGGAGCGGAGGGACAAGGUGAAGACGGGUUGA
Molecule: messenger RNA, 690 nt
Organism: Pochonia chlamydosporia 170
Lineage: Eukaryota; Fungi; Ascomycota; Sordariomycetes; Hypocreales; Clavicipitaceae
Product: dolichyl pyrophosphate phosphatase
Exons: 2
Coding region: 1-690 (229 amino acids)
Biological process (GO): lipid biosynthetic process; protein N-linked glycosylation
Cellular component (GO): intracellular membrane-bounded organelle; endoplasmic reticulum membrane
Molecular function (GO): dolichyldiphosphatase activity
Source: RefSeq, a predicted model, not a curated record